ACUGAUGCAUCACAUCCGAGACUGCCUCCCUGAGCUGAAGACACGGAUCAACGUCCUGGCAGCCCAGUACCAGUCCCUGCUCAGCAGCUACGGCGAACCCGUGGAAGACCAAAGUGCCACCUUGCUCCAGCUCAUCACAAAGUUCGCCACAGAGUACUGCAACACCAUAGAGGGCACGGCCAAAUACAUCGAGACGGCAGAACUGUGCGGUGGAGCCAGAAUUUGUUACAUAUUCCACGAGACUUUUGGCAGAACGUUGGAGUCUGUGGAUCCUCUGGGAGGACUCAGCACCAUAGACAUCCUCACAGCCAUAAGGAACGCCACAGGCCCGCGUCCGUCCCUGUUUGUGCCUGAGGUUUCCUUCGAGCUGUUGGUGAAGAAGCAGGUGAAACGCCUGGAGGAGCCUAGUUUGCGUUGCGUGGAGCUGGUCCACGAGGAGAUGCAGAGGAUCAUCCAGCACUGCAGCAACUACAGCACACAGGAGCUGCAGAGAUUCCCGAAGCUCCAUGAGGCCAUUGUGGAAGUCGUCACCUCCCUCCUGAGGAAGAGGCUGCCCAUCACCAAUGAGAUGGUCACAUCACAUUAAUCUCUUUUUGUGCUGGUGCUUUUGUCAGCUGCGGUCAUUAUCAGUUAGGUUACGGUGUUAAAGGAGGCUGAAUCUGAACCAGGGGUGUACCAGACGAAGCAUUUACAUAAUCAAAGCUUUGCCUUUAUCAUAAUAUGAAUAUAAUCAUUAUAGGA
Plectropomus leopardus (leopard coralgrouper) is the source of this 741-nucleotide messenger RNA. Lineage: Eukaryota; Metazoa; Chordata; Actinopteri; Perciformes; Serranidae. The record is from RefSeq and is a predicted model, not a curated record.